AUGGUUCACUUUAACUUAAGACUAUUAGAGCGAACACGCUACUCUGCCAGCAUGAUUAUACCCCCUGUCACAUCACAGACUUGGUCCAGGAAGAAAAAAGUUAAGACGAGAGAAUGUGGGAUUAAUAUAUUAGGCUGGAGUCAAGACUCAACCAUCAUUAGUCCUGUGAGGGGCAGGGCUAGCCAACUAGCCAUCCAAGUAUCCACCUCAACCCGCCCAGCCACCCAAGUAUCCAACUCAACCCGCCCAGCCACCCAAGUAUCCAUCUCAACCAUCCCAGCCACCCAAGUAUCCCACCUCAUCACCUCAUCACCUGCCCAGCCAGUAUCCACCUCAACCCGCCCAGCCACCCAAGUAUCCACCUCAACCCGCCCAGCCACCCAAGUAUCCACCUCAACCCGCCCAGCCACCCAAGUAUCCACCUCAACCCGUCCAGCCACCCAAGUAUCCACCUCAACCCGCCCAGCCACCCAAGUAUCCAUCUCAACCAUCCCAGCCACCCAAGUAUCCACUCAACCCGCCCAGCCACCCAAGUAUCCACCCCAACCCGCCCAGCCACCCAAGUAUCCACCUCAACCCGCCCAGCCACCCAAGCAUCCACCUCAACCAUCCCAGCCACCCAAGUAUCCACCUCAACCGCCCAGCCACCCAAGCAUCCACCUCAACCCGCCCAGCCACCCCAUCCACCUCAACCAUCCCAGCCACCCAAGUAUCCACCUCAACCCGCCCAGCCACCCAUAUCCUCAACCCGCCCAGCCACCCAAGUAUUCCAAGUAUCCACACCGCCCAGCCACCCAAGCCACCCAGCCACCCAAGUAUCCAUCUCAACCAUCCCAGCCACCCAAGCAUCCACCCCAACCAUCCCAGCCACCCAAGUAUCCAUCUCCAACCCGCUCAGCCACCCAAGUAUCCAUCUCAACCAUCCCAGCCACCCAAGUAUCCAUCUCAACCAUCCCAGCCACCCAAGUAUCCAUCUCAACCAUCCCAGCCACCCAAGCAUCCACCUCAACGAUCCCAGCCACCCAAGUAUUCAUCUCCAACCGCUCAGGCACCCAAGUAUCCAUCUCAACCCGCCCAGCCACCCAAGCAUCCACCUCAACCAUCCCAGCCACCCAAGUAUCCACCUCAACCGCCCAGCCACCCAUGUAUCCACCCCAACCGCCCAGCCACCCAAGCAUCCACCUCAACCAUCCCAGCCACCCAAGUAUCCACCUCAACCAUCCCAGCCACCCAAGUACCCAUCUCAACCCGCCCAGCCACCCAAGUAUCCACCUCAACCCGCCCAGCCACCCAUUUGAUAUUGACCGAUUAGAUCAUAUGGAAUCCUUACCGCCCACCAAGUUUUAUCUGACCAUCCAUCUUAACUUUCGCCUUGUUUGGCCAACUAAUGCAUAA
Messenger RNA from Homarus americanus (American lobster), 1395 nucleotides. Its product is annotated as adhesive plaque matrix protein-like. The coding region runs from base 1 to 1395 and encodes 464 amino acids. The record is from RefSeq and is a predicted model, not a curated record. Lineage: Eukaryota; Metazoa; Arthropoda; Malacostraca; Decapoda; Nephropidae. The transcript is spliced from 3 exons.